GUAUGGUUUCCAGCUAAUAACACAUUAGUAUUCUUAUGGAGCAUCUUAGCUUUCAGCAGUAUCACUUUCACUUCGUAAUUUGACUGACAACAUUGCGAAGUUGGAAAUCAUUCAUGAAAGAUUGAGGACUGUGGCUGCUGGCAAUUAGGGCAUCUCGAGUCAUUUGAGUUGGGUUGAACAACGAAAGAGUUAGAUGUGACGAUUAUUAUUUAAAAGGAUUCCUUCAGACACGUUUACUACCUGAGAUCUAGAGAUGGCAGAAUUGAGCACCAUUUCCAUUUUCACAUCGACUCCACCAAGUGGCAGUUCUUCCAACUAUUACCUUUAUAAAGACUUGGACCUGCCACAGCGUGUCAUUCUAGCAAUAAUGCUCCUUAUCACAAGCUUCACCGGAAUCAUCGGAAACUCCAUCGUGAUCCUCGCCAUUGUUCUCUCUCGCAAGCUCAGGUCAACCCUCAACUGGUUUGUCCUGAACCUUGCAUGUGCCGAUCUGUUGACGUCUCUCUACUUGCCCUUCCAUGUCGUAGACUUGCUCGGACGGAUGGGAUGGGUCCAACUGAACUGGUUUCAGCUAGGCUGGCCAUACGUGGCCUGGUUUUACGUCAAUAAGACCUGCGUUGGGGUUAGCCUUACAACCCACGCCUUAAUCGGCUUCACCAGUUGGUAUCGAAUCACAAGAAACCAAGAAAAAUUCAAGAAACUUUACCAGGCUCGAAAUUUAUGCCUCAUGAUUGCAUUCACGUGGGUGUUUAACUUCUCCUCGCUCUGCUUAAUUGCCAGACUAGACGAGGAAAAAAUUGUCUUUGCCAUAGCCUUUUGGGUCUUCGGGCAUUUUGCAAUUGUUGUCACUGUGUACUUAAAACUAUGGAGAUUCAUUGCACACCAAGCGGAAAAGAUAAAGCCAACGAAGAAAGUCGACGGAAAGAUACAGAAUGAAAUGUGCAUGGACACCAUAUGCCCCAAUGGAAACAAAGAUAUCCAACAAGGUGGUUUGGUCAUUGAGAAUACUGUUUUGAGGGCAUCUCAUUCGUCCGAGCAUUUAGAAAGCCAGGACUGCGACAUAUCAAAAGGUGAAAGACUAAAAUCAGGUCAGCCUGAGACCCAUAUGCAUGAUGCGGAGACUUUGACCGUAUCCUCAUCUCUAGAAGAGAUAGAAAGCACAGUUGGCGGAUCUGAUCUAAAAGCGAAAGUACCACGACGUGUCGAGGGAUCGGAAACCAAAUUGCAUGUCAAGAAACAGUCAGAACCUAAAAUUGACAAGAAGCUUCUUGCUGUCACCAAGAUUCUGUUGGUAAUUCUCGUUGCCUUUGUCAUCUGCUUCAUUCCUUAUGCUGUAAGCCUAUGUUUACCGAAAUCUUAUAGUGCACUUCCCUGGCUUUUGGCCCUUCUAUUGUCAAAUAGCUGUAUUAAUCCCAUCAUCUACGCCAGAAGGAUUCGUGCCUUUAGAGAGGUGAUGAUAUGCAUCAUAAGAUGUAGGCUCGGAAGCAUUCCCAUGCCCAUCGACUUGGUAAGGAAAAUGAGAACCACUCGCUGAAACUUGCAACCCCCCAGUGAAACUUAAAGCAAUGACUAUCAUAGCGUGGACAAAUUCCUUAAAAUUAUCCGCGGACAAUUAAGACUCGGAUCAUUUAACCAUAUACAAAUAUAAGGCGGACAAGUUUCCUAAAAUUUCCUCGCGGACAAUUGAAAACUGGAGGCUUUGACCAUGGACAAAAAAAAAAUCCGAUGCAAGGACAGUUAAAUAUCAUGAGCAGCUAUUCCAGAUUGCUGACUGUCUUGAAGCAAUUGUAAUUAAUCGAUUGCUUGGAACAUCCCGCAGUGUGUACCAAAGCAUGUAAAUUGAAGGUGUCGUAGUAUGGUGAUUCAUUCAGCAGUCCAAAGGUUCAGGGUCCGAAUCUCAGCGCUACCAAUUACACUCUCCACCCGGGUGUUAUUGGGUACCUUGUAAUUAAUAUUAAUAAUAAUAAUAGGCAUUUGUAUUGCGCCGUCUACCUAGACAAUACUAUUCCGUGGCGCACAAGAAAAAUAGAAAGAAUGAGAAAGUUAGGACGAAAA
Molecule: messenger RNA, 2055 nt
Organism: Strongylocentrotus purpuratus (purple sea urchin)
Lineage: Eukaryota; Metazoa; Echinodermata; Echinoidea; Camarodonta; Strongylocentrotidae
Product: 5-hydroxytryptamine receptor 1A-alpha-like
Exons: 2
Coding region: 254-1534 (426 amino acids)
Biological process (GO): G protein-coupled receptor signaling pathway; base-excision repair
Cellular component (GO): membrane
Molecular function (GO): G protein-coupled receptor activity; oxidized pyrimidine nucleobase lesion DNA N-glycosylase activity; single-strand selective uracil DNA N-glycosylase activity
Source: RefSeq, a predicted model, not a curated record